AUGCUGUCCUCUCAGGUCUACAAGGACGCCGGCCUGUUCGGCCUGCUCAGGGCGUCCGCCGGCUCCACCGGUCCCAUGCCGGCGCCUUCGGCGGCGGCGGCCGGCGCGAUCCAGCCGAACUUCAUGGUCCCCUCUGCGCGGGAGCGGUUGGGAUUCGUGCCCAAGGCGGCGGAGGGCGGCAUGACGGCGUUCCUGGUGGACCUGGCCGCCGGCGGCGUGGCCGGUGGGAUCUCCAAGACGGCCGUGGCGCCGAUCGAGCGCGUGAAGCUGCUGCUGCAGACGCAGGACUCCAACCCGAAGAUCAAGUCGGGGGAGGUGCCGCGGUACAAGGGCAUCGUCGACUGCUUCGUGCGCGUGGCGAGGGAGCAGGGCGUGGCGUCCUACUGGCGGGGCAACCUGGCCAACGUGAUCCGUUACUUCCCCACCCAGGCCUUCAACUUCGCCUUUAAGGACAAGUUCAAGGCCAUGUUCCCCAGCUACAACCCCAAGAAGGACUUCUGGAAGUUCUUCGCCGCCAACCUGGCCUCCGGCGGUGCCGCGGGCGCAUCCUCGCUGCUCAUCGUCUACCCGCUUGACUUCGCGCGGACGAGGCUGGCGGCGGACGUGGGCUCCGGCAAGGCGCGCGAGUUCACGGGCCUGAUCGACUGCAUCCAGAAGGUGGCCGGCCGCGGGGGUCCCCUGGCGCUGUACCAGGGGUUCGGCGUGUCCGUGCAGGGGAUCAUCGUCUACCGCGGCGCCUACUUCGGGCUGUUCGACACGGCCAAGGGGAUCAUCUUCGAGGACGAGAAGAAGGCCAGCUUCGUCGCCAAGUGGGCCGUGGCGCAGACCGUGACCGCCAUGGCGGGCAUCAUCUCCUACCCCUUCGACACCGUGCGUCGGAGGCUCAUGAUGCAGUCCGGCUCCAAGGAGAAAAUGUACAAGGGCACGAUUCACGCCUGGGGCAAGAUCGCCGCCGACGAGGGCGUGGGCGCGUUCUUCAAGGGCGCGUGGUCCAACGUGCUGCGCGGUGCGGGCGGCGCCCUCGUGCUGGUGCUGUACGACGAGGUCAAGAAGGUCAUCAACGCGGCCUUUUGA
Ostreobium quekettii is the source of this 1074-nucleotide messenger RNA. NCBI's taxonomy places the organism in Eukaryota, Viridiplantae, Chlorophyta, Ulvophyceae, Bryopsidales, Ostreobiaceae. The record is from the annotation of a GenBank genome assembly.